This is a messenger RNA of Scatophagus argus, 6068 nucleotides long. It is a transcript of the gene plekhg5b, whose product is annotated as pleckstrin homology domain containing, family G (with RhoGef domain) member 5b. Gene Ontology annotation, biological process: Rho protein signal transduction; endothelial cell migration. The coding region runs from base 895 to 4413 and encodes 1172 amino acids. Gene Ontology annotation, cellular component: plasma membrane; axon; endocytic vesicle. The transcript is spliced from 22 exons. Gene Ontology annotation, molecular function: guanyl-nucleotide exchange factor activity. The record is from RefSeq and is a predicted model, not a curated record. NCBI's taxonomy places the organism in Eukaryota, Metazoa, Chordata, Actinopteri, Scatophagidae.
AUUUGCAUGUUUAUACUUGCUUUAGAUUGAAAACGAGCCCGUUAGAAACUUCAAAGCGUCAGCUGCACUUGGUUUUCAAUCAAGUCACCAAGUUUUUGCUAGUUUUUCCGCGCUAGCGUUAGCUUACACUAGCUUACCUCGGCUAAAACCUGCUAGCAUGGUCAGCCAAUAACUUAGUAACAAACUGCUAAGACUUUUAGUUUAAUAUCUGAUCUCUCGCCAUUAAGGCUGGAAAGAAUAAAGCUGAAACGCUGCGCCACUUGACAGAGAGCUGCACUGGGUCUUUGUCGAUCCAGGCUGCCUGAAUGAAUGGAGGAGAGCCGACGGUUGAUCCGAGAGGGCGGCGAGACGAAGCAGCGGACAAAAUGUGUUCAACUUCAGCAACGCGCUGUGUAAAGUUAACAGAGGAUAGACCAUCCGUGGAUCAUCUACUUUGAAGGGUUUCCCACCCCGUCAUCCACCGACCGAGCUCCACCAACAGACGUUUUCGCUGGACGUCGAGUAGAUUUCUUUUUCUCAUGUGUGCAGCCAGCAACAGGUUAUUUACAGCUUAGCACGGCGUCCAACUUGCAGCCGUACCUCCGUGGUUAUUAGACCUGUGCUAACUUUUCGGUGGUUGAAACCGAGGGAUGUUUUUAUGCCACUCUUCUCCGUGCAUUCACCGUGAUGUGAGUUGCAGCUUUUUGCUCGCCACCGGCCAGAUCCUACAGGCUGAGAGCACUGCGUUUUAGAGGAGGGCGACGGCAGAAAUGGGAAGAAUAUGAGAAUGCCAUAGAGAAGACUGCGAAUUAAACACUGCUGGUUAAUUAGCACUGAGCCUGCCAUCCCGACAGACGAACCUGCGAGGAGCUGCUGUUGGUACGGGGGCUUCAUCAAGAAGCAUUGCAUGCAUAGAUGGUGCCAAACAAGUGGACCAUGAAUUCAGUUCUGCACAAAUCGCCACCAAGGAGCUGGCUUGGUCUCAGAUUACGACUCAACGACAAGCCCGUCCAGGAGGAGGACUGGGUGGUGUGCCAGCACCCUGAGUGUCCUGAGCGCCGGAGGGCCUCUAAGGUUUGCCACCACCCAGACUGCCUAGACCUGAAUAGCAAAAGCCCCCUUCACCUGUGUGAGUCAUGUGACUCACGCUGCCAUUCAGAGAACACGGACAACAUGCACUUUGACCGGCACCCCCGAUUUGACUUACAACCGCAAGCCUCCAUCCUGGCUCGGAACGUGUCCACACGCUCCUGUCCCCCGCGCACCAGCCCCCCCUCCGACCUGGAGGAAGAGGAUGAGGGGGGCAACGACCGCGGGGAGCGUAAAACAGGAGGAAUGAAGUUGGUGAAAAAGAAGCCACGGAGACGACACACUGAUGACCCCAGUAAGGAGUGUUUCAGUCUAAAGUUUGAUCUCAAUGUGGACAUAAACACAGAAAUUGUGCCUGCAAUGAAAAAGAAAACCCUGAGAGAGGUACUGGCUCCGGUCUUUGAGAGGAACGGCAUUGAGCUGUCUCGGGUCGACUUGUUCUUGGAUCAGUCCAACACGCCGCUGUCCCUCAACUUCGAGGCCUACCGUUUUGGAGGACACUACCUCAAAGUCAAGGCACGGCUCGGUGAUGAGCUGAAGGUGGAGCAGGGUGUGAAGGACUUGCGGUCGCUCAGUCUGCCCAACAUGAAGCCCUCUGCAGGUCAGAGCCCCUACAUCCUCACGCCAGGCAGCGAGAGGGUGGAGCACGGGUCUCUGGGACGCAGAGAAAGCGUCGAUCUGUUGGGUCAGGCGAGACGGAGGAAGAACAUGACAGAGUUCCUCGGGGAGGCGAAUAUUCCUACCCCGGAUGCUCUGGGACAAAUCGGUGGCUCCCUGCCCAGCGUUGGGGCCGGGCCUGACAGCUGGAAGAACCGCGCUGCCAGCCGCUUCAGUGGAUUCUUCAGCUCCAACGCUGGAGCAGGACCCUUCGGCAAGGAGUUGGACCGUCUGGAGCAGCUCCAGAGCAAACUCCACUCCUACGUGUUGUUCGGGCUGCCCAAGGUGCCACGACAGCUCUCCUUCCACCAGGACUCCUGGGAGGGGGACGGGGAGGAGACCAACCUGGCCAUGGAGGACAGCUGGCAGAUGCUGCUGGACAACUCAGAGACGUUGACGAGGCGACAGUUCCACCAGCAGGAGGCGAUAUGGGAGCUGCUGCACACCGAGGCGACCUACAUCAAGAAACUCAGAGUCAUCACUGAUCUGUUCCUGUGUGGGCUGCUGAACCUGCAGGAGAGCGGCCUGCUGACCGAGGUGGAGCCGGCCAAACUGUUCAGCAACAUCCAGGAGAUUGUGCGCCUCCACACAUCCCUGUGGAACCAAGUCAUGCUUCCUGUCCUGGAUAAGGCCAGGCAGGCCCGGGCUCUGCUCAACCCCACUGACCUGCACGAUGGCUUCACAACGUUUGGCUCCAGGUUCCAGCCCUACAUCCAUUACUGCAUGGAGGAGGAGGGCUGCAUGGAGUACAUGCGCACGCUUCUCAGGGACAAUGAGCUCUUCAGGACCUACGUCACGUGGGGAGAGACGCAUAAGCAGUGUAACCGUCUGAAGCUGGCCGACAUGUUGGCGAAGCCCCACCAGAGACUGACCAAAUAUCCACUCCUACUGAAGAGCGUUCUCAAGAAGACGGAUGAGCCGUCGGCCCGCGACAUGCUCAACAACAUGGUGGCCGCAGUGGAGGGCUUCAUCAACAGCGUGGACUCCCAGAUGCGACAGCGUCAGGAACAACAGAAGCUGGCCACCAUUUCUGCCCGUAUAGACUCCUACGAGGCCGUGGAGGGCAGCAGUGAAGAAGUGGAGAAGAUCCUCAAGGAGUACAACCGCUUUGACCUGAUGGCUCCCAUGAGGGGAACAUCACCAGAGGAGACUCGACAGCUGCAUCUGGAGGGAGCUUUGAGGAUGAAAGAAGGCAAAGACAGUAGGAUGGAUGUCUAUUGUGUCCUGUUCACUGACCUGCUGCUAAUUACCAAGCCGGUGAAAAGAGUGGAGAAAGUCAAAAUCAUCCGGCAGCCUCUCCUCAUUCACAACGUCGUCUGUAAGGAGCUCAAGGACCCCGGCUCGUUCAUCCUCAUCUACCUCAACGAGUUUAAGAGUGCAGUGGCAGCCUACACUUUCCAAGCCAACAGCGCCGCCCAGGGGCGAAGCUGGAUCGAUGCAAUCUGCAACGUGCAGAACCAGCUGCAGAGGCUCCGCACUGAGGAGGUCCUCCGGCAGCAGAACAGCCUGAAGAGAUGUACGCAAGGUGAGGAAGAAGAGGAGGAGGAGGAGGAUGAGAGCAGCAACUCCACCACAAGUUCCCCAGGCCUGAGGCACAAAGACCAGCAGAACUCAAGUCAAUCAGAUGGUUCCACUGAGACCCUGUCAGUGAUGGACAUUGAUGAACCAGGUGAUCGCCAGGAGCCUCUUGCACCCAACACGAACCUCGAGGGAAUCACUAAAAAAGACCCUGAAUUGGCUGAAAGGUCUGAGGGUCAGCAGUUUCAGUCCACGAGACCCUGCAGAGUUCAAACCGGUGUUUACUCUGAGUGCGAUCAGGAGACAGGGCCUGAUGGCGAGGAGCUGGACCCCCAGAGUCGCUCUCUCUCCAUGGACAGCGCCUACGGUACCCUCUCACCUGAGUCCCUCAUGAGAGAACUUCAGCCACAGCCCGGCCAAAGUGAAGGAGAGGAGACCGAGGAGGAAGAGGGAGACAGGGAGGGCGAGGAGGUGGAACAAGAAGAGGAAAGAAUAGAGGAGGAAGGAGAGGAGGAGGAGGAGGAGGCGGAGGAAGGGGAGGAGGAGGAUGCUGCCUCACUGGGGUCCCAGCUAUCAGUAGUCCAGUCCUCUAAACCUCGCCGGCGGCCUCACGUUCAGCCACGACCCCACUGCCUCCAGAGGCUGUCCAGUCUGACCUUAUCUCGCUCUGAGGACAAUCUGCUGCAGCGCUUCCACGGAAAAACGCCCAUAACCCACACGCACUCUCUCAGCUCUGAGAUGCAGGACCAGUCAAAAUGUGGGGACGUGGACACAUCGCCGCUGGCACACAGUAGAAGCCUAUCAGAGCUGGGACAAAACGGCCUGGAGCUGUUUUCCAGUGACCUCGACCAGUCCGACGACUGCUUGAGCAUGAGCAUGCCCGCUGACAAACUCUGUGCCACCCUGAGGAGGGCGGAGGCCAGGCACGGCCACAAGGCGCCCGCUGUGGAGAGCAGUGAGUCUCAGAGCAACGGCUCGGACGGGGAAACGGCCCCAUCUGCCUGCGUAGGCGAGAAAAACGAGUCAGCAGCCACCGGUGGUCGAGGGGAAGUGUCACCCAAGAAGAGGAAAUCACCAGCCCAGCAGCACAAGAAGCUGACGCUCGCCCAGCUGUACAGGAUACGCACCACUCUCGUCCUCAACUCCACCCUCACUGCAUCGGAGGUAUAACCACUCUUCAAACAGCUGACCGGUGGCAUGUGGGCAUGAUAAGGAACAACUCUUGUUUUGUUUCGAUGGACUGAACUUCUUGAGACACAAAUGCACUCUCUCUUUCUGCCCCCCUCCCUUCCUGUUGGACACUGAUCGUACCAGUUUUCCAUUGGAACAAUAACAGUCCCUUUUUUCCCCUCCCCUUUGGUUUCUGAAUUUUCUCGCGUGGAAGGGGGAGGCAGAGAGACACGUUAACUGCUUGCACUUUGCAACAGAAGUAGCAUAACGGGGGCGGCCGGGACCUUGAGGUGGACUGUAAGACGUGGAAGUGCUGCUCCUGCAGAGAGACCAGACAUCCAGGCUGAGGGUUUACGACCCCACCAAUGCACCGGAGAGGAGGCCAAGCUGAAUCCUGAAUCUCCUCCAUCUCUGUUGAGUACAAAAGAGGGACACUAAGUCACGUGGUUCAAAAAAAAAAACAGCACCUGGGACGUCCUCCUAAGAUUUGUACUACUCCUGGUUUGCUUCAACAAUAUAAAAAAAAAAGAUGAAAAUUGCACAGUUAUGUAUGUUAAGUAUAAGAAUCACUAAGGAGUGAAUUUACAUUAACAGUCACACAGUGAAUCUGAAUUUAUUGUUUGCUGUUUGUGUCUGCUCGUGUACAGGUGUGUGUGUGUGUGUGUGUGUGUGUGUGUGUGGAUAUGAAUGAAUGUGUGUGCUUGAAUGAUACACGGUUCUCAAUUUCUGACUGAUUCCCAACUUCCUGUGAAUACGCUAAAUUGUCCAAAGAUGGAAGACCCGAGUAGCCGGUAGAUUCCCUACAAAAAGGUGCACGCGAAGGUCCAAUCCAGCCAAUAGUGUGUUCAUACAUAACACAGCUGCGUCACAGAUGGACUUCCGUCUUCGAACGGCUGCCAUUCGGUGUGUGGAACCAAUGAGAAGGCGAGAUGUUUUCCUAAAGCAACCGUGACUGAAUAUGGCUGAUUUAAGGUGUUUAGAGGAAUUCCCUGCACUGUUUAGGUUAUGUCUUGAGUGUCCGCUCGUCCUUGAGGCCCUAAAUGUAUCAGAAGCAGAAACACGAGUGCACAAGAAAGAUGGCGGUCAUAGGAAAAAAAGAACAGAAGAAGUCUGCCCGCGUUGGAGCAGCUUUUUCCUCGUGACCCGUCAUGCGUUUCUUGGUGAUGGUAACACGAAUAACAAGACUGAAGAAAAAGUUUGGGUUGGAUUUUCUGUCCUGAGUGAACCUGCAGAGUUUGCUUUAAUUAAACACUUUGUUCCAGAAGAUUUUUUAACAUUAAGGAAAAAACAAAGCAGAAAAAAAAAAAAAAAAAAAGCAUUGACCACCACAGAAACUUAACGUUCACACUCACGUUCAGCUUUUCAGAUCAGUGAUUUAUUCCAAACGUCACCCGAACCAAAUAGGUUAACUCUGUUUACUUUUAGGGUUUUUUUUUUUGUUUAUGUGUAAUAUUUAUUAUGCUUGCUAUGUUUUAUAUAUAUAAGAUAUUGUUUAUAUUGUUUGCCGCCAUGAUUUGUAAAUUUCUUUUUGUGGAUGUAGUCUUAAUAAUUUCAACUUGCCAGGCAUGAAUGUGCUAUGAACCAAAAUCAUGUGUUUCCUCUUUCAGGAAUGAAUUUAAAAGUGUCUUACAAAAUAAAAAUGCUGAACUACUUUA